AUGGCCGACUACACCAAAGAAUCCCUCCAUGCCCUAGGCACUCCCGACCCAGAACUCACCGAGAUCCUCAAAAAGGCCCCCGCGCCAAACCCUGACUUAACCCUCGCCCAGCCCCGGGAGGAAUUCCACUCGCGAGAGAAAUACCGCUACACCAAUGGGCCCACACUCGACACGACCGAGUCCGUGGUGCAGAUUCCAAUGCGCGAUGGAUACACCAGCGAGACGCGCGUUUUCAAGCCCGCAGAAGCAUCGACAGGAACGCCGUUAGUGGUACUGAUAUUUGGAGGUGGAUUUAUCAAUGGCUCGAAUAUCCAGCUUGUCGCUUUCGCGCGGGCAGCUGCGAAGCUUUACGGUGCGACGGCGGUGACGCUCUCGUAUCGUCUUGCGCCGGAGUACAAGUUCCCGACUGCGGCGAAUGAUAUCUGGGAUGGCGUUUCGUGGUUGGCAGAACAUGCGUCGAGUCAGAUCGGAAAUGUAGAUCUGGCGAAAGGCUUCGUGAUCGGUGGUGUAUCCGCCGGUGGAAACCUAGCCGUCGUUACUGCGCACAAGGCCCUGAAGGACAAACUAGCUGCGCCGAUCACUGGUAUCUGGGCAUGUAUCCCGGUGUUAUUGAGCGAUUCUACCGUUCCCGAGGAGUACAAGGACCGCUGGUCGUCGCGCGUACAAAACGCAAACGCACCGCUCCUCAAUGCCCAAUCCAUCGAAGCCCUCCGACAACUAUACCAACCCGACGAGAGCUCCCCAGACUACACCCCCUUCCCGAACCCAGCGGAUCUCUCCUCCUUCUCGAACAUCCCUCGCACGCACGUCCAAGUCGCCGGCCUGGACCCCCUCCGCGACGACGGGUUGAUCUACGAAAAGGCGCUAAGGGAUCGCGGCGUUGAGACCAAGUUGGAUGUGUAUCCUGGUGUUCCGCAUGCGCAUUUCUCAGCGCUGCCGGGGUUGAAGGCAUCGUAUCGGAGUAGGAGGGAUACGCUGGUUGGGAUUGGGUGGUUGUUGAGGAAGGAGGUGGAUAUUAAGGCUGUGGAAAGCGUGGAGGAAGCGUGGGAGCCGGCAUUGCUUGGGGCUGUUCGCUGA
Messenger RNA from Aspergillus chevalieri, 1077 nucleotides. RefSeq names its product alpha/beta hydrolase. Bases 1 to 1077 code for a protein of 358 amino acids. Gene Ontology annotation, molecular function: hydrolase activity. NCBI's taxonomy places the organism in Eukaryota, Fungi, Ascomycota, Eurotiomycetes, Eurotiales, Aspergillaceae. The transcript has 2 exons. The record is from RefSeq and is a predicted model, not a curated record.